Austrofundulus limnaeus is the source of this 3752-nucleotide messenger RNA. RefSeq names its product unc-45 myosin chaperone A (gene unc45a). The record is from RefSeq and is a predicted model, not a curated record. The transcript is spliced from 19 exons. Lineage: Eukaryota; Metazoa; Chordata; Actinopteri; Cyprinodontiformes; Rivulidae. The coding region runs from base 119 to 2926 and encodes 935 amino acids. Gene Ontology annotation, cellular component: cytoplasm. Gene Ontology annotation, molecular function: Hsp90 protein binding.
GUAGUGCGCACACCCGGAAGCYUCGAAAGAUGAUGGAAGUUUACACUCUCCUUCUAACAACAAAGUGAUAUAAAAAUCAAAAUACACGACGCUACGUCCCACCGUAUUGMGUCUGAAGAUGAGUGAGAGUGAAAAGCGAAAGGACCCUGCAGACCUGAAGGAGGAGGGAAACGCCCUCUUUAAAGCAGGAGACAUGCAGGGAGCUGUCUGCUGUUACACCAAAGCACUAAAGCUGACUGAUAASCAGGCUGACAGUGCUGUUCUGUACCGUAACCGCUCCGCUUGCUACCUGAAGCUGGAGGAGUACAGCAAGGCAGAAGCUGAUGCCACCAAAGCACUUGAUACGGACCCAGGAGAUGUGAAAGCCAGGUUUCGACGGGCUCAGGCUUUCCAGAAGCUUGGUCAGUUUGAACAGGCUUUUCUAGACGCUCAGAGAUGUGCCCAACUGGAGSCCAAAAAUAAAGCUUUCCAGGAUUUGCUUAGACAGCUAGGAGCCCAGAUCCAGCAAAAGUCAGCACAGCUAAACUCCACAGAUGCUCGCGUGCAGCAAAUGUUCUCCCUCCUCUUAGAUGCUUCCGCUAAGGACUCCGAUCGACAGAAGGCCGCUCAGAAUCUGGUGGUAUUGUCUCGAGAUGAGGCGGGAGCUGAGCAGAUUUUCCGAAACGACGGAGUAAAGCUGAUUCAGAAACUUCUUCAGUCGAAGCAGGAGGAUGUUGUCCUUUCUGCCCUCAGGACUUUGGUUGGGUUGUGCACAGGACAUCAGUCAAGAACUAUGGCUAUAGUGAACGAGCUGGGAAUGGAGCAGCUGUGCGCAGUAAUGGGGUCAGGAGUUUCCACUGUGUCUCUGGCUGCCUGCCACCUGCUGCAGGUGAUGUUUGAAGCUCUGACAGAGGGCAUGAACAGAGAGAUCAGGGGGAAGGAUGAGGCCAUACUCCCUGAGCCAUCUAAGGAACUACGGUCGAUGUUGCGCCACCUUUUGGAGAUGAUGCCAGCGRCUAGUGUGUCGGGGCCGGGCCGAGACAGCGCCAUCAACCUCCUGGUCAAGCAAGUCCCCCGCAAGUCUUUGAAAAAUCCAGACAACUCCCUUACAUUGUGGGUGAUAGACCAGGGGCUUAAGAAAAUUCUACAAGUGGCUGGGACCAUUCCUGAGCUCUCAGAGGGUCCGCCUCUUACAGACAACACUCACAUGACCUGCUCCGUGCUGCUCAGCAAACUGUAUGAUGACCUAAAUAGUGACAAAGAGAGAGAGAACUUUAGCAAACUAUCUGAAGAAUAUGUUCAGCAACACUUUAGCCGACCUGGCCUAGACGGCAAGCUGCGCGCCAUCCAGACGGUGUCGGUGCUCCUUCAAGGUCCGAGCGACGUGGGCAACCGAGCUCUGGAAAUGUCAGGAAUGAUGGCCGCCGUGAUCUCCCUCUGCGCCUCCGAAGACGCGAGUCACCAGCAGAUAGCUGUGGAGGCCCUCAUCCACGCCGCGGGCAAAGCCAAGAGAGCCUCCUUCAUCACGACAAACGGCGUGGCCCUCCUCAAGGACCUCUAUAAGAAGAGCGAGAACGAACAGAUCCGCGUGAGAGCCCUCGUGGGCCUGUGCAAGCUCGGGUCAGCGGGAGGGACAGAUUUCAGCAUGAAGCAAUUUGCCGAGGGAUCGACUCUCAAGCUCGCCAAGCAGUGCAGGAAGUGGCUGUGUAACGAGUCCCUGCCUGCAACCUCCCGUCGCUGGUCAGUGGAAGGUCUUGCCUACCUCACUUUUGAUGCUGAUGUGAAGGAAGACUUGGUGGAAGACAGAAAUGCUCUGCUGGCCAUGUUUGAACUAGCAAAGUCUGAAGAUAAGACUGUGCUUUUUGCUGUGGGCUCUACGUUAGUGAAUUGCACCAACAGCUAUGARGUGGAGAAGCCAGACCCUCAGAUGGUGGAGCUGGCCAAGUACGCAAAGCAGCAUGUUCCUGAGGAGCAUCCUAAGGAUGCACCUUCYUUUGUGGAAAAAAGGGUAGUUAAGCUGCUGGAAGCUGGUGUGGUGUCUGCACUUGUGUGCAUGGUUAAACAGGAGAGUCCUGCCCUCACCGAGGCUUGUAAGGAAUGUAUUGCCAGGGUGUUUUUGGCUUUGGUGGAGCGGCAGGAAGACAGAGGCACAGUGGUGGCACAAGGUGGAGGAAAGGCUUUGAUUCCUCUUGCAACUGACAACACUAAUAUAGGAAAAGUGAAAGCUGCUCAAGCCUUAGCAAAAAUAGCGAUUACAUCGAACCCAGAYAUUGCCUUUCCAGGAGAGAGGAUCUAUGAGGUUGUUCGCCCACUCGUGAACCUUUUGAGUCUAGAGUGCACCAUGUUGCAGAACUUUGAAUCUCUAAUGGCUCUCACCAARCUGGCUGGCAUCAGUGAAAGACUCAGACAAAAACUCAUAAAAGAGAAAGCCGUACCAAAAGUUGAAGGUUACAUGUUUGAGGAACACGACCUGGUCCGAGCGUCUGCUACAGAGUGCAUGUGUAAUUUGGUUUUGAGUACAGAGGUGCAGAAGUUGUACUUGGCCACAGGCAACGAUCGGCUGAAGCUGCUUGUGCUUUACAGCGGUGAAGAUGACGAAAGGCUUCGAAAAGCUGCUGCAGGAACUCUGGCCAUGCUGACAGCUGAGCAGUCUGAGCUCUGCGCCCGCAUCCCCGGAACUACGACACAUUGGCUAGAGAUCAUUCAGGCUCUGCUGCUCAGUGAACUCCCUGACCUACGUCAUCGUGGAGUGGUCAUCGUUAAAAACAUGAUGGAGGCAGAGAAAAGUCUGGCUGAGACUCUCAUAGAGAGCGAAGUCCUGGAGAUACUUUCUGUGCUCGCAAAGGGAGGAGAGGGGACCCCAGAUCCUGUCUCAAAGAUUGCUCAGAGCUGUUUGGAUAAAGCUGUGGAGUACGGCAUCAUUCAAAGCAGGGAGGAGAAGGCCUGAAAAGUGCAGCUGCGGUGUGUGGAUGUGCCUUUGAAGUGCUUUGAAAAUUAUUUUGGGCAUUGAAGUCAUUUUAUUGUUGACAGAAAGGGAUUUUUUUAAACAAAAAUGAUUAAAAAGCCAAAAACAAAAUUAAGACUUUUGAUGACAACCAGUGGUCAAAAUGUUUUGCCACAAUGAAAUUUGGACUUCCAACCUCCCAUUCACAGAAAUUUUAAAGUUGUAAAGAGUGGUAUUCUGCUGCUCAGAGCUUGAGUGAAUCCGAUCCAAUUGCUAAAAAGUUACUUCCAUAUCUAGUAAGUCCAAAAACUUCACAGCAUUUGACUUAUUUAAUCUAUGAGGCACAGCAUUCCUACUAUUUUUCAUUAUCACCUUUUAAAUGCUGUCAAAUUGUUUGUUUUCUUUUGUACUUUUCCCAAAUAUGCAUAUUUUUCUUGUCGACCAGUAAGGUUGUUUCAGACUUUGUCUUAUUUUCUCUUGACCAAAUACGAUUUUUUUUUAUUUAGACAAACCUGUACACAAACUUAAAUUAAUGCACAUCUGUGUCUAAUGUUUUUCAGUUUUCUACCAUUACUAAUUAAGUUUAUUGUGCACUUUUGGUUUCAACAUUUAACGUAAUGUUAUAUUAAUCACUUUUCACUACAUUCCAAGUAUAUUAAUUUAUGGUUUGCUGUUUCAUCAUCCACAGACUGAACACUUGGACUGAAAAAUACAUYUUUUGUACUGGCAUUUAAUGUAUCAGCAGUUUUUUGCCACCUUACUUUCCACAUUGUAGGAUGUAGAAUUUUGUGCAUUUUGUAGAACAAUAACAUCUUCACAGAACUUAAAU